GCCCCACGUGGGGUGGGGGUCCCGGGGGGAGUCGUGGCCCUUCGCAGUGGCCUCCCUGUGCCCGUGCGUGGCUGGGGCUCCGGGCACCCCGCUCUGCGCGCCCACCCUCCGCGCAGGUGACACCGGUCGAGACCCUGGCCCAAGGCUGGAUCCAGGGUGAGGGUGCGGGCCGCACACCCAUGGGUGAUGCCCUGACUGCAGGCGCCAUGGGGCCGGGCAGAGAAGGCGCCGGGGACCAGUCUGUGAUCUGGAUCAGCGAUGAGGAGGUGGACGCGGACCUGGGGGACUCGGUGCUGCUGGUGGAGCCUGCGGCCGAGCCGGGCCUGGAGGAGAGGCCCCCCGAGGAGCCCGUGGACGAAGACUGUGAACUCGUGGUGACAUUCUGCAAGAAGGGGAGCGUGAUGCCGCACGCCCGCCACGACUGUCCCAUCCACCCGUUUGAGAGGACAGAGAGCGAGCAGGCCUGCCCCGUGGGCCAGAAUGCCGCCACCUGCAGCCAGUGCUUCUGCUACAUCUGCGACGGGCCAGCCUCCGAGUGCCAGCUCUGGACCACACCUCUCCUGGGCCACUGCAACGCACACAACAGGAGCCAGUACUGGAGGACACAGCGAGGCAGGGCACUGGGCGGGAUCCUCGUCACCUUCAAUCUGGAACCCUCGGAGAUCAGCACACACCUGCGGAGGGGGGGAGAACGUCUGCUGCGCUUUGGGCAAGAGCUGGCCGAAGCCUACUCCCGCUAUCUCUGUGGAGAACCAGUGGCCUGCACGUGCUGGUCAGAGCCACACUCGCGCUGGUGUCCCGUCCGCCAGCAGCCCCAGGCACCUGUGUACCGGUACUCAGAGGUCUUCGAGGUGGUGUCGUCAUUUGUGAGCCAGGCUGAGCUGGAGCACCCCGAGGCGGCUGCCAUCAUGCUGCUGGGCACCGUCAAAGAACUGGCACAGCACAAGGACCCCUCUCUCACCUGGCGGAGUACCAGAAGCCCCGAGGCCCUGAAGUUGGCAGUACCUGUGCUCAUGGAGCGGAUCAUGCAGCAGCUACAGCGCCUGCUGGUACUCGGCGACCUGGCCCCCACCCUGACCGACAAGCUGACCCACUUCUUCCGCUCCGUGCCACUCCCCCCGCACUGCUUCAGCUUCACCAACUCUUUGAACGUCGUGCCGUGGGACCACAGGCUGCUGACCACGAUUCUAAGAGGCCAGAAAGUCGCUGGCCAUGCAAGGAAGAAGGGAAAGAGAGAGCUUCUCUGGGAGGCCUUCACAGUCAUCAGGGCCCGGGUGGACCGGCUGGAGAGCGCCGCACAGUACAGGGAGCUCGUGCGCUACCUGAGAGCUGUGAUGUGUGAGGACUCAGACAGCCUGCAAGAGCUCCUGGACAGAGUCCCUUUCUACCUGUGCAAGUGCGGGGACUUCGCAGCAGCGGCCGAGGCACUGCUGGCACCCACAGGUCUGGGCCGUUGCCCCGCCUCCCGGCUCCCACCCCCCCACUUCCGGAACUACCUCAAGAUGCUGCGGACCGGCAGCGUGCCUGAAGGCAGCGACCUGCGGGGUGCUGCCCAGUGGGCAGUCAGCAUCGGCCCCCCGGUGAAGGCCUGGGUGCUGGCCCGCCAGGCCCUGCGGAUGCUCCAUGGAAGCCCGGACCUAUAUGCAGACGUGCAGUGCUGGGGCACCCUGAUGAACCUGUGGGGCAGCAGUCCUGUCCUCACGCAGAAUGGCCACCUGACCCCACUGGCCCUGCAGACACCCUCGUCUUCCUUCCAGAGAGCAGUGCUGAACACGGCUGACAGGGUCCUGCACGAGCUGCGGUCUCAGGGGGCACGGGCCCAACCGGCCCUGCCCUCACAGCUCUUCUGCGGCCCGUUGGACCUAGAGGCCUGCCUGCUCCUAUGUGUCCGGGCCACUGUCCACAUGCUGACGGAACAGCCGCGCCUACCACCGAUGCUGGGCCUCCUCCUGGCCCUUGGGGAGAACGUGUGGGCACUGGAGGUGCUGCUAGAAGGCCUCACACACAAAGCUGCGGACGUGGCUGAUGUGCUCUUGCAGGACCUGAGUGACCAAAGGGGCAGCUUGCUGGAGGCGUGGCGGGCCCUGGGCCCUGGCUACGUGGGCCAGUUGCUGAGCCUAUUUCUGGGGUCCGAGAGGCAGGAAAUGCAGGCCGUUGGCAUCUCACUGUCUCACGUGGUCACAGAAAACCUAAGCCAGUGUCCCUGGGCCAGCGCACUAGACCUCAGUCAGCUCAGAAUUUUCAAGCGGCGGCAGCUGGGAGCGGCCAACCUCCUGCACCUGAGCAGAGCCCUGUCCAUCUUGGAGAAUCUGGGGCCCGUCAGAGGGGCCACAGUGGUGCUUGAGCGUCAGAACCAAGGACCUUCACCCCGAGCUCAAAGUGAGGGGCCCCGGAGGUGACAGGCAUGUCCCUGGGGACCGUGGGGGCACCUCCAGGCAGAGUCCCUGCUACUGCUUCUCCUGUUUUUUUGCACACACAGUUCAGAACUUAAGUCACUUUCAAGCUGUCAAAGACUACGAGACCCAGUCAGUGUUCCUGGGUUUUUUGUUAUUGUUAUUGUUGCUGUUGUUGUUGUUUUAGCUCUGACAGUGAAUAAAAGGGUUUUCUAGA
Erinaceus europaeus (western European hedgehog) is the source of this 2610-nucleotide messenger RNA. RefSeq lists its product as uncharacterized. The record is from RefSeq and is a predicted model, not a curated record. The transcript is spliced from 19 exons. NCBI's taxonomy places the organism in Eukaryota, Metazoa, Chordata, Mammalia, Eulipotyphla, Erinaceidae. The coding region runs from base 180 to 2399 and encodes 739 amino acids.